This is a messenger RNA of Clunio marinus, 231 nucleotides long. The record is from the annotation of a GenBank genome assembly. NCBI's taxonomy places the organism in Eukaryota, Metazoa, Arthropoda, Insecta, Diptera, Chironomidae.
AUGACACAUAAAGAAUCGUAUUUAAACAGAAAUAUUAGGCUUGAGUCUGAUUCAUUCACAAAAAAACGGCUGCUGUUGUCUACUCUAUCGAUGCAAUGUUCUUUCAUGCCGCUGUUUGACCUGCCCAUUAAUGAAUUGAGAGAAGAAAUAUUUAUUACGUUCCGGGAAUUUUUUGAAGGCUAUCCCAAGGAACUUUUAUCUUUUCGACUAGCUUUAAGACUUUUCAUCUAA